Vombatus ursinus (common wombat) is the source of this 8779-nucleotide messenger RNA. It is a transcript of the gene CEP170B, whose product is annotated as centrosomal protein 170B. The coding region runs from base 29 to 5008 and encodes 1659 amino acids. The record is from RefSeq and is a predicted model, not a curated record. NCBI's taxonomy places the organism in Eukaryota, Metazoa, Chordata, Mammalia, Diprotodontia, Vombatidae. The transcript has 18 exons. Gene Ontology annotation, molecular function: protein binding.
GCUCAAAGAGGAAGUGACAGCUAACAAGAUGAGUGUGACAUCAUGGUUUCUGGUGAGCAGCAGUGGCACCCGCCACAGGCUGCCAAGAGAAAUGAUAUUUGUUGGCCGGGAUGACUGUGAACUGAUGCUUCAGUCUCGAAGUGUGGACAAGCAGCACGCAGUCAUCAACUAUAACCAGGAUAAAGACGAGCACUGGGUGAAAGAUCUUGGCAGCUUAAAUGGGACGUUUGUGAAUGACGUGCGCAUCCCUGACCAGAAAUAUGUCACUCUGAAACUCAACGACGUUAUCCGCUUUGGCUACGACUCCAACCUGUAUGUGUUAGAACACGUCCAGCACAAGGUCCCUGAAGAGGCUCUGAAGCACGAGAAAUAUACCAGCCAGCUGCAGAUGAAUUUUAAGGGCACAACUGUGAAGCGAGGGGACCCCCCACCAGACCUUGGUCCUUAUUCUGAAUCCCCACAAGCCAAACCAGAGAAGGGAGACCGGAGACCUGUCCCAGAGCCAUUGACCUACCGCACACCACUAUAUGGGCAACCUUCGUGGUGGGGGGAGGAUGAUGGCAACAACAAGUUGGACAGACCAGAUGACCACCAAGAGGACCAUUAUCCAGAGAGGACCAAGGAGAUUCCCCAGCAUGAAGAGGUCAAUGGGAACAUUCCAAGCUACCGGGAUGGUCAGGAACCAUCAGCAUUCACCUUCCGGAGGGAGCCAAGCUAUUUUGAGAUCCCCACGAAAGAGUUUCAACCUGUUUCCAAGUCCGUGGAAGAACAGGUUCACGAAGUCCCCACAAAGGACGUGGAGCCGGGUGGGGUGCCCCCAGUGGUGCAAAGCCAUGCCUCUUUCACCAUUGAAUUUGAUGACUGUAGCCCUGGCAAAGUGAAGAUCAAGGAUCAUGUCACCAAAUUCUCCCUGAGACCUCGGCGGCCUCUUGUGAAGGAUUCGGCCCCUACUGAUAUGGUGUCUGCUCAGAGCAAGGUAGCGCAUUGGUUGGUACAGAAUGAUCCUAGCCUGAUACGAAGGCCAGGACCCGGGGAGGAUGGCUACAGCACCAAGAGUGACCUGCCCAUCCAUGUAAGGACACUGAAGGGCCACCGGCAUGAGGAUGGUACACAGAGUGACACAGAAGAUCCAGCAAUAGCAUCUUCUCUCAAGGCAGAAAAAAAGGCUUCCCCAGUACCAGUGGCAGAGCCCCCCACAGGGGAGCAAGUCCGACUGCAGCGGCAGAUUAAACGGGAUCCCCAGGAAAUGCUGCACAACCAGCAGGCCUUUGUCAUUGAAUUCUUCGAUGAGGACACACCCCGUAAAAAGCGUUCCCAGUCCUUCACCCACAUGCCAGCUGACCCCAAAGCAGACAAGCGCAGAGUGCCAGGGCCCACUGGGGUCUGUGGGGGAAUGGCUGCUGUCCCAGGUCCUGCCUUAGGCCGAGCAUCUGGAAGCACUUCAGGCCCCCAGAGGGCCAGUUCACUCAAGCGAGAGAAGACGGAGGAUCGGAUAGGUUCAGUCUCAACAGCUGCCCGCCCGACACACCGACUCUAUGGCAGUGUGGGGCGCAGGUCCCGGAUGGCUCAGGAUUUUGCUGCUGAGUACCUGCGGGAGACUACAACAGCAGGGAGGCCGGGCCCAGAAAAACAGCCACCAGGCUUGCCCGCACCCCUAGCUCCCCGUGUGGUCAUCUCGACAGCUUCCCCAGUCCCCCCAUCCUCCCCAGCUCCAGUGUCUGCUGACCCCCAGCUGACCAAGUCCCGGAAGCAGGAGGAGGAUGAUAGUUUAAGUGAUGCUGGCACCUACACCAUUGAGACAGAGACACAGGACAAGGAAGUUGAAGAGGCACGGAAAAUGAUUGACCAGGUUUUUGGGGUGUUUGAGUCCCCUGAGUUUUCCAAGAUGACCUCAGCUACCUUCCGCCCAAUUAUCCGUGGAGAGAAGGAUGAAGCAGGCUCCUCCCCACCCCCUGUGGCAGAGGCAGGGGUGGCUCAGCGGCUGGCCAUGCUGCAAGAGUUUGCUUCUAGGACCUCAGGCCUGUCUCCUCCAGGCGAGACCCAGGUCCUGCCAGUGUCUGGCUCUCCAGCAAGUCAGAAAUGGGUAUCCCGUUGGGCCAGUCUGGCUGAUAGCUAUUUGGAUCCGGGACCAGGGACUUUGCUCUCUGAGUCAACCCCCUCUUGCCUGGACUCUGAGACUGAUGUCACCAACCACAAAGUUGGGGAGUUGGAGCCAACUUUGCCUUCCAGAACACGGAGAUUACUCCCCCAACUACCCCCAAGUGACAAAGCAGAAAGUCCUGUGCUGACUGGAUUAAUGGGGACAGAACCCUACCCUGAAGUCACCAAGAGAAAUGCAGCCAAGCAAUCAGCCUCAGAGUCCUACGAAAACACGGUGGACCACUUGUUCAUUCAAGAAGAUCUGGACCCAGACAGUCUCAGUGAUGGAAGCCAAUCAGAUGAUGGACUUGGGCCUGGGGAGAGAAAGAAUGAUGGUGUCCAGAGGCCAGAGUGGCCUCGGGGUCAGCAGCAUUCACCAGUGGCAGAGCUUCAGCAUUCUAAACCCAAGAUAGCAGGGGAGCCAGCCCCCAUGUCCUUCUACAUUGGAGAUGAGAAUAAAGAGCCCAGCUUCCCCUCCAAACUCUCCCCGAGUACCCCGCCAUCCCGAGCCAACAAGGAACCUGUGGAUCAGGAGUCAUCCCCCUUGCGGCCAGUCAGCAGUUCCCCUUCCCUGAGGUCCAGAGCCAAGGAGGAGAAUGGUACAUAUAUCAGCAUGACAGGGAAGAUGACUAUUUCCCUACAGACCAACCAGUCCCCAGAACAAGAUAGUUCGGCAGGGGUAGCAAAGGAGGCCCUAUCCUUUGUCCGUCAAGAGAGCUUUACCAAAGAGCGGGCAAGCAGUGGCAUUGCCCCCAACAGGCUCCCCCACAUAUCCAGCCAUCCCCUCCUGAAGGACUUAGAGGCUGCCCGGGCCACCCGCAUGGACUACCACACUCAGGAUACACACUUAAUCUUGAAGGAGACGGAGACGGCUCUUGCAGCUUUGGAAGCCAAGAUCCUUGCCAAGACCCCUGGGGAGGAUGCCAGGAACACCCCUACGCAGCCAGAGGAUUCUUUAUCAGGUGACUCUGAUGUGGACACAUCUAGCACUGUUAGCCUUCUCAGUGGGAAGAAUGGGUCCAGCCAGACCCAGAAAGGCAAGGUGGUGGUGGGCAAUGGCCCACAGAAAGAGCGGCCAUCAUCUGCGCCUUCAAUCCAGGAUGCUAGUCAUGGUCUCAUGCCCAGCGCCCGUGAACGGCUUUCAGAGAAGCAGCGUCGCCCAGGGCCAGUUCCAGAAGGAACUCGGCGCUUCCAGGUUAAACGUAACAAUGGAACCCGUGGAUCUCUGGACUUUACAGAUGAUGAGCGGGGUUCUGGUCACACCCACAUGUCUGGUCCAGAUACUGUCGCUUCAGAACCUGAACAUCAACCAGCAGCAACAGUCAGACCCACAUCCCGGAGGAAGCCCACGGCACCGCCUCCUUCUCCUUCGGCCACUAAGGAAGAACAUGGCCGGGUCUCUGCCAACGUGCAGAAGGUGCAACAGAUUCUCACAAGGUCUAAUAGCUUGUCGACCCCACGGCCCACUCGGGCCUCCAAGCUUAGGCGGGCAAGGCUUGGGGAUACCUCAGACAAUGAGGGGGCUGAGAACGAAAGGGCCACCACAUCUAACCCUGAGGCCACGACCAAGCAGGCCACAGAGGGCAAGAAGCUGUCCCGCCUGGACAUUCUUGCCAUGCCCCGGAAAAGGGCUGGUUCAUUUACAGUGCCCAGUGAUUUGGAGUCAGCCCCAGCCCGGACAGGCUUCUCUGGAAGGAGUGUUGAGUCCUACUACUCAAGUCGAAAGUCGACCAUGUCAGAAGCUCGAGCAGCAGCCAGGAAAACAGCAGCGGCUGUGGCUGCAGCAAAACAGCCUUUCAACAGGGCUCGCUCAGGCAGCGCCCGAUAUUCAUCCUCUUCGAACUCCCGGCGGAGGCAGCAGGGUUCAGAUUGCACAUCCACCUCGGAGGAGGAGUACGGCUCCACCCACAGUUCUCCCAAACACAAACGCUCCCAUGCCUCAACAGCCACUCAGACCCUGCGGGCCACCGGCCAGGGCCGGCCCAGACCUUAUAAUGGGCGGGACACGGAUGAGGAUGAUGAGGAUGACGAGCCCGAGCGCUACAACUUCAUGGUACAGACCGCAGAGAUCGCUGAGAUUGCCAGGUUAAGCCAGACUCUGGUGAAAGAUGUUGCCAUCUUGGCGAGAGAGAUCCAGGAUGUGGCUGGGGAUGGAGACUCCCAGAGUUCCUCAGGAACUGUCCGUGGCACCUCACUCAACUCUGUCCCCAGCACCCCAGCCUCCACUAUUUCUGCCCGAGAGGAGCUGGUACAGCACAUCCCAGAAGCCAGCCUCAACUUCCAAAAGGUGCCACCUGGUGCCAUGGGUUUGAAGGACUUUGACCAGAACAUGAAUGACAAUCGGGAUGACAAUUAUGCUUGGAGGACACGGCCCAGGAACCGAGAAGAGGUGAUCUUUGAUAACCUGAUGCUGAAUCCUGUUUCCCAGCUAUCCCACACAAUCCGGGAGAACACGGAAAACCUUGCGGAGAAAAUGAAGAUUCUCUUCCAGAACACAGAGAGGACCUGGGAAGACAUGGAGGCCAAGAUCAACUCGGAAAAUGAAGUGCCCAUCCUGAAGACAUCCAAUAAGGAAAUCAGCUCCAUUCUGAAGGAACUAAGAAGAGUCCAGAAACAGCUAGAAGUUAUCAAUGCAAUCAUUGACCCCACUGGAAACUUGGACAUCAUGACUGGCAACAGGCUGUCAUCGGGGUCAAUGCUAAGGCCAGCUAAUAAGGUCAGGACUGCUAUUAGCCCCACCCCUCCUACUGAGGAAGUGGUGGGCUCCCUGACACCAUCCAUGAAAAACCACACCCAGAACUCCACCUGCAGCUCAACGCGACUCCAGGACUCUGCCUUCCUUCCUGAGGCAGAGAAGUUUGUGAUAUGAAGACCUGUCCUACAUCAUUGCCGCUGGCCACUGGCCACCUGUGAUUCCAGUGGUGUGGUAGUGUUGUGUGUGUAUGUGUGAUUGUGGGCUGUUGUGUCAGUCACUGGCACUUUGUACAAAGAAAUUGAGCCUAUUGGGCCUAAGGCAGUUGUUAGACAACUAGCUACGUCAGAUAUCCCACUUGUGCCAAAUCGCUAGCCCAGCUGUGCACCUCUUCUGGGCUCCUCUGCCCUGCCCUAGUCUAGUCUAGUAAUCACACCCCUCUCUUUCACUCAUCAUCCAUGGCUGUAAGGUCUUGGCCUUGAUGAUGUGUUCCUUCCCAGGGCCAUGGACACCCUUUAAUGUUGGGUCUACAUGGAAUUGGUCAUAAGCUUAUGGAUCUGAUCCAGUGGCAUGGGAUGGGUUCCCAAUCCCCUGACAGGCAUGCCAUGUAUCUGGCAUUAGCACCAGGCUGUGAGCUUCUACCCAGAGGGGACAUCAGAUAAGCCUAGGUGGCAUUAAGGUUCUUGUAGACCUGCCUUUGGAAUGACCUUGGCAUUAGCUAGGCCGAGGGUCACUCUCUAGCCAAAUCGUUGUCCUUUUAGCCUGAUUUGAGUCUUGUCUUGGUAUUCGUUCUUUAGCUUUUGCAAAGAAGGAAAAAAGUUUGCUCUUAGGAAGCUGGUGUCCCUUAGGGGCUAGAGAGCCAUCUGCAUGUGGUUCUUCAGGGAACAGGUGCUCUUCCCACAGGUUUUGGCCAGAUUACUCCAGCAAUGAGCCCUCCUGGAUCUAGCCUUCACAGCAGCUUAAAGGAUACCAGCAUUAUCGGGUCAAAUAGUCAGUCAGCAGCUGUUCAGUGAAUUCCUACUCAGUGUGCCAUGUCCUGUGCUCGUGCCCUGACAAGGGGAAGAUAGUAAAAGGAGACUCCCUUCCCUCAAGGAGCUUACACUCUGGGGGGAGACAGGAGAUAGAAGCCCAGGCCCUGAUCCAAAGGAGUUCCAUCUGUGGGAGAGACUUACAUAUGGGAGGCCAUUAGGGAAUCACCCAGGAUGAGGGUAAAGUGCUGUUAGUAAGUGUGGGAGCUGUUCAGUGGAAGGAGAGGUUUGUGAAGAGUGGGGUUUUCAGGGAGUUCAGCCUCCUGGGAGAUGUGUACCAUGGACACAUGUCAUCCUGCAUUAUUUGGCUUCAUUUGGAGCAGACUGUUACUGGUUACCGGGCCACCCCAUUUCCCCUUGACAGUCCUAUCCUGGUGAGAGAGACCACGCUGAGCAAGGGGCUGUGAGCAUCAUUGUGCUCUGUGGUACCCAUGUUAGUCAAACAGGACUGGUGCCUCCUUUGUGGUACCAGGGGCUGGUCAGUCCCAGCACUAAGAGAUCAGGAGACAAAAACUUAGUUCAUUGUUCACAGCAAAAAAACCACCCUUUGUCGCCAUUCACCCUGCCAAAUUGCCAGGCAUUCAGGAGAGACCCAGUGCCCCUUGUUCUGCACACUCCUUAGAGAGGCUUCCUUUGCCCUGGCAACUCUAAGAUGAGCAGACAAGGUGAUAAAUACAGAAUGCAGUCAUGUGUGCACCCAGACAUGCAUAUGUACUCACAAGGGCACUUACAUAUAACUUGCAUGUAUAUGGCAUGCACAAAAGUAUAUUGCACACAUAAACGCAGACAUGUGUGUGUACCAACGUGUACUUGUAGACACACACACAUGGUCUGGUUUCUCUGUGUUCACUUCUGAGUCUUCUCUCUAGUCUUUGCAGUGGUGGUUCUGCCUGGUCACCGUGCCCACAGUCAGAAUGCUGGCAGGCAGGCUGAUUGCUUAAGAGUCUGGGAAGAGAGGUCUCCACUCUCCUCUGGAAACCAAAGCGAGCCACUUCCCCAAGUUGAAGCAUCAAUGGGAAUGUCCAGAGCCCUUGCCUAUUCCAAUAUUCUCCUGUACUCCAGGGGAAAACAGGGCUUCUCUGCUCCACCUGUCUCCUGGCCUGACCCCAGCCCCAGACUCAGGACACUCCUUUGCCCAUAAACCUGCCCUAGAGUCUGGCUGACUGCAGUUGGGGGAAUGUCAACAUUGGGACCCUAAUUUUACUAGGCAGGGCCGUGGUCAGUCGUGACCCCCAGCUCUGGGGCCAAGGCACCUCUCAGUCUGUCCUUGGAAGAAGACGAGGCAGAGGAGGUAGUCAUUUUUUUCAUCUCUUCUUCCCUUGCCCAGAUCCUUCCUCAAAUAGCUUUCUUCAAAUUCCCCCUAAAAGGGCACAAUGAAGAGUGUUCUUCCUUGUGAGCCCUGCCCCUGCCACAUCCUCUGCUGCUUUCUGAAUUUUCGGGAAUUAGAUACUGUCAUCACUGACUGACUGCCAAAAAAUUAUGGCAUGGAAGUCCCAGCUGUAGACAGGAGGGCAGAAUAUACAGCACCAUCUUACUGUGUGACCUUGGGCAAAUUGCUUCGCUUCUCUGGGCUUGUGAUGGGCUCUCCACCUGCAACAUGGCGAGAAUGACUCCUUCCUUCCCCUCCUUUCACCCUCAGUGCUAUGACGAUGAACCAGGUGCCUGGGGGCACUUGGGAAAUCUCUAUAAUUGUAGAAUAGGUCAUUUGAAUCUGAACCCGCAAACUUGGAUUGGAGUUUGGAGACAUUUUUACAGCAUGAAUAUUUCUGUCGUUUUUUUCCCGGCUCUUCCUGGAUUCUUUGCCAACAAGGCACAUGCUAACUUAGCUGGGUCUGUUUCACACCUUUUCUCCCUCACUUUCCCAACCCAAUAAGCCAAAGAGCUAGCCUAGUCUUAUCCUUCCUUGGCUUCCCUGCCCCCAUCCAGACCCAGGUGAGACCAGGACAUGGACUCUGGGUGCAUGUCCCCCCUCCUCUAUUCACCAGGCAUCCUGAAGGUCAGGCCUCAGAGGAGAGCAGAGUUUGCCAACAGACACUUGGCUGGAUGGUGUUGGAUGGCCCCUUUCUCCCCCUCCUUCAUUGUCCUAGUCUAGGAAGAUUAGCUGUAUUGAUGAGUGCUUGAGGUCAAAGUCCUCCUAAUGGUGCAGAUACUCUGACAAGGUCCAAAUGGCCUGACAGAGUGUGAGUCUGAUGGUUUCCAAUGAUCUGGGGGUUCUUUGGCCUAUGGCCAGCUCAGGAGUGUGUCUAUGUUUACAUGCAGCUGUUUAAGAGCUCUGUUUUUAAACUUUUUAAAAAAGACUAAAAACAGAAGAAAGUAUAGACAGAUAAGUGUAUGGCUUCUCCUGGUUCCUUUCUCUGCUUCCUAAUUCAACCUUGGCAGCAUCCCUGGAGUAUGCUCGCCUAAGCUCAUAUUCCUCUGUGGCCCCCUCCAGGAUUGGCUAGACUGAAGCAUGCCUAUGGUGAGGGAGGGGUCACGCUCUCUGCUGCCUGGUGCUUCCUCAUUGCUGACCCAGCCAUUGGGUGUAUAUAUAAUGAGAGAGAUGGCUAUACCCGCUGUCUUGGGCCAGCCAUAUGCAUGAGUGUGUCCGUGUACCUUACAAAUGAUCAAUGUCCAUCUCUCCUCACUCAUUGACUUGCUCUUCCACUGGUUGAUUCUCCGGUUUUCUACCCCACUCCUUCCCCUCCAUGAUAGUUGUAUAAUUUUUUUGUUUUUGGAGGGAAGGAAUUCACAAGCUCUCACCUUUCUGGUUUGGUUUGUUUCCCCUUCCCUUUCCCACUGAGUGGUAAUUUAUUUUGUCCGGAUCGGAGGCAGUAUCUGUACAUUUGAUUCCCAGGUGACACUGUAGAUGUCUUUAAGAAAAUGGGUUAUUUUAUAUAAUUUUAUCAUAGAUUGUUCAAAUAAAUCAUUCUUUUGUCACACA